AUGAAACGAUGGAGAGUGCAAACUUUAUUUCGCUUGCUUCUGUUUGUCAUUAUUUUGCCAACCUGUCGGUGUGCUCAGGGGAAAUAUGCUCAGAAGCUCCUGAAUGAUUUAUUCACCGACUAUACCAGUGCGCUGAGGCCUGUGGAGGACACAAACACCAUCCUGAACGUGACCCUGCAGGUUACACUGUCGCAAAUUAUCGACAUGGAUGAGCGAAACCAAAUUUUGACUGCAUAUUUAUGGAUACGGCAAGUGUGGGUUGAUGCACACCUCAAAUGGAAUAAAGAUGAUUACGAUGGACUCGAUACCAUCCGCAUACCUAGUAGUUAUGUAUGGAGACCUGAUAUAGUCCUAUAUAACAAUGCUGAUGAUCAUUUCACCGGCUCCAUGGACACCAAUGUGGUGAUCCGGCAUGAUGGCCAGAUAACGUGGGAUUCCCCCGCUAUCACAAAGAGCUCCUGCAAAGUAGAUGUGUCCUUCUUCCCCUUCGACGCCCAGCAGUGCAGGUUUACAUAUGGCUCCUGGACCUACAAUGGUAACCAGCUGGACAUCCUGAAUGCCUUAGAGAGUGCUGACCUGGCUGACCUGGUGGAAAAUGUGGAGUGGGAGGUGUUGGGUAUGCCAGGGAAGAAGAACAUUAUUCUGUAUGGCUGCUGUGCUGACCCUUACCCUGAUGUGACCUAUACACUGAAACUCAAGAGAAGAGCAUCCUUUUAUGUUUUUAACUUGCUCAUACCAUGUGUGAUGAUCUCUUUCCUUGCUCCACUGGGCUUCUAUCUGCCUGCAGACUCUGGAGAGAAGGUGUCUUUGGGUGUCACCGUGAUGCUGGCACUCACUGUCUUUCAGUUAUUGGUUGCAGAGAUCAUGCCACCUUCUGAGAAUGUCCCACUCAUUGGAAAGUACUACAUUGCUACAAUGACCAUGAUCACAGCAUCCACUGCCCUGACCAUCUUCAUCAUGAACAUACACCAUUGUGGUCCAGAUGCCAAGCCUGUUCCCAAGUGGGCUAAGAAAGUCAUUUUGCAGUACAUGGCCAGAAUGUGCUUUGUUUAUGAAGUUGGGGAGAACUGCUUGUCACCACAGCCGGAGAAACAGGAACCUCAAUGUGUAAAGAACACCAACUGCACCAUGAAUGGCCAGGCAGGACCAGGCAGAGAGGACCAUGUCUUCAAAAUGGAGAGAGGACAAGAGACAGUGGGCUCCAUGACCGCAGAGGAGAGGGAUGACACGGAUCAGAUGAUGAGCCCAAUAGGCUCAAUCGGGAGGAACCCUACCAACAACUACAGCACUUGGAAGAACGGCAUUUUCAUGAGCAUGGACUGUGGAGAUUCGGGGGGUCCAAGGAGAUGCAGGAAGGGAGGUGUGAGUGAUGGAGAGAGAAAGGACAAAGAGGUUUCCUGCAACAGCAUAAGCAAUGAGAGGCAGCUGCUGCGUAACAUCGAGUACAUAGCCAACUGUUACAGAGAUCAGAGGGCCACGCAGAAAAGGACUGGGGAGUGGAAGAAAGUAGCCAAAGUUUUAGACCGCUUCUUCAUGUGGAUAUUUUUCAUAAUGGUGUUUUUAAUGAGCCUUCUCAUCAUGGGUAAAGCCAUCUGA
This is a messenger RNA of Epinephelus fuscoguttatus (brown-marbled grouper), 1596 nucleotides long. It is a transcript of the gene chrna10a, whose product is annotated as cholinergic receptor, nicotinic, alpha 10a. Gene Ontology annotation, biological process: signal transduction; monoatomic ion transmembrane transport; chemical synaptic transmission. Gene Ontology annotation, cellular component: synapse; neuron projection; postsynaptic membrane. The record is from RefSeq and is a predicted model, not a curated record. Lineage: Eukaryota; Metazoa; Chordata; Actinopteri; Perciformes; Serranidae. The coding region runs from base 1 to 1596 and encodes 531 amino acids. The transcript is spliced from 5 exons. Gene Ontology annotation, molecular function: acetylcholine-gated monoatomic cation-selective channel activity; transmembrane signaling receptor activity.